This is a messenger RNA of Esox lucius (northern pike), 3253 nucleotides long. RefSeq lists its product as uncharacterized. NCBI's taxonomy places the organism in Eukaryota, Metazoa, Chordata, Actinopteri, Esociformes, Esocidae. The coding region runs from base 110 to 2464 and encodes 784 amino acids. The record is from RefSeq and is a predicted model, not a curated record. The transcript is spliced from 7 exons.
GUCCACGAACGAUGAAAGCGCGCCCCCGAGACUUCAGGUGAAUGGAGAGUGGGAGCGAGACCGGGGUUACGGUUCAGUGUGUGUCGGAGAAAAGGACGAAAUUAAGAAAAUGAACUGCAACAGCUCGUUCUGGGCACAUGUGUUCAUGACAGCGUAUCUACUAUGGGUCACGGGUUGUGUUGCACAGAAAGUCUACUUUGACUGUGGAGCGAAGGUGGAUGUGGUGGAUGUCCAAGGCCUCAUCCUGUCUCCGGGUUUUCCAUAUAACUACUCCUCAGGGACCCACUGUGUCUGGCAGUUCUUUGUGCCCAUUGGCCACCAGCUUGCUCUGGAGAUAUUUGACUUUGAUGUCUUUGAGAGCCAGGAACCUACGGCCGAAUACUCUGCGGUCUCAGACAUGGAAGAGGCCGAUGCUGAUGCAGUCGGUUGGGCGACUGUCCCACCAGGGAGUCAUGUCAUGGAUGAAGACACCACCCUACCUCCAGCUCAGAGGGACUCAGUGAAAGGCCCCCAGUCUUCCCAAGAUGACGAGGUCAAGCAGGUUCUGGUGCAAGGGCAGUCUACCAAGAUAGAGGUUGCCAAAGUCUCCAACUCUGCUAAAAGGUCUACCUCCGAUGCCAUCACCCCACAGCCCCACUCAUACCAGCUACUGCCGGGGUCCCCAGCACCGGCAGGGAAGUCCGCUAAAUCUGCCACCACUCCUGUCCUCCGAGACGACCUCGACCUUAACCCAAGAGCAUCUGCACCAGAUCCAGGCCUGGCUGUAGUUAUAGGUGAGGCCACCGCUCUGACCCCUCCGCUUCCCACAGACACAGAGUCGGUCAGCCCGGAGACCCAGCAGUCGGUGGUGGACGCCUGCCCCCACGAUGUCCUCUACAUCUCGGACCUCCUCACCUUCGCCUCGCGCUUUUGUGGCUCAAACAGGCCCUCCAGUAGUCAACUGGUGUUUGGCUCCAGCCAGGAGAUGGUGGAGGUCAUUAUGGAGCUGAUCACCACCACCCACUGGGGUCGUGGCUUUGCCUUGCUCUUCCACUACCACAACCAGACAGAACUGAGUGAAGAUUACCCCCGGCACGCCUUGGCCCCUGCUGGGGCCAGCAAGGUGGAUUCUCUGCUGGCUGCCAUGAGCGGAGCUGCCUUCUUUGCCAUGGUGCUCACCAGUGCUCUAUGCAUCGUAUUCAGACCUAAACUAUGUCCGAAAAGAUCCAGCUCCUGCUCAUCCAACAACUCUGAGGUGCAGGAGGGAGUUCAGAACUCUGGUGCCGAUGUCAGUGAGCUGCAGCUGGUGUCUCCAGAUCAGCCUGGCCAGGAGGUCCCUGCCCCUGCAGAGAACCACAACCACUCCCUCAGCGUCACACACACAGGUUCCCCAGUCGGAGUUGGUGAUCUGUCCCAGAAUGCUGAAGUGGACCUCUCGUCCAAUGGUCUCACGGAACUGGACUUGGGGACAGAUGAGGUGUUUAUCAUUUCUUCUGUGUCCAGUCCAAGCAGCCGACUGAUGUACCCUGACCAUGUGCAGCGGGAGAGGUUUCUGAGGCAUAGUGACACCAGUGCUGGCACAGUGAGUGGCUGGCCGUCUCCAGACCCAGCUGCCUCCCCCACAGGGACCCGCGCUGCGCAGGAUGGCAUUGCCAGCUGUGCCCGACCCCGGGCCUGGAGUGUCCGAACCUUCCAGGACUUCCUCCCUCCGCUGCCCCAGUUACAUAAGAAGUGGUGCAGUUGGAACUCAACCAGCCCUUUCACCAAGCUUGUGGACAGCGCCCCAUCUGGUCUGGUGUCAGACUGCCAUGGGGAAGACAGCAGAAAGGUGUUCUCUGACCCUCAGCUGGAGGUCCAGAACAACAGUAUUGCCUCCGACUCCUCCAUGAGUAAUGCCUCGUACCCCCUCACUCAGCCUGCUCAGCGCCAGCGCCGGCUUAACUCUACGAGCAAUCUGCGACGCUCCCGCUUCACUGGGCCCUGUUUCGGCCUGCUCUCUGGGUCCAGCCCCUCAGACAGCACUAAGGCCACUGGGGGACCCCACCUGCAGGCCUCCCAACCUGAGCCCAAUAACACCCCCUCUGGGCAGAGUGGAAUUUCCUGCGAUUUCCCAGCUGAGAGUGACCACGUCAGUGUCCCAGUGUUUGCCAUAUGUGAGGAGGAGGACCGGCAGCCCCUGGUUCUGGCUGAGCACCUGGGCCAAUGCUCCAUGGUGAAUGGACUGAUCCAGGGGCCAUUCGAUGGGAAGGGGCCUGGUUCCCAGAGCGCAGCCAAUGGCCCCCUCCAAAGAGGGAGGUCCGAGUGGAGGCCAUGGGGGAGUCAGGCCUCGGGAGGUGCCAGUCCUCACCCUCUCCCCUCUGACAAACUAACAGCUACCAACACCACCGAGUUGAAGAGCACCUUCGUGCACAGCACAGCCAAUCAGAUCCAGAUGCCUUCCCUAAGCCAAUCGGUGCCAUGCAGUGUGACGGGCAAGGAGAUGUAACUAGUUAGUCCAUCAUUCGGCCCAUGUGACAGAGUGGACAGACAGCAAAGACUUCUGGGUUGGCCCAGCAAAGCAAUAAUGAACUCUUUAGUGCCACAUUUGUCAAAUGGAAACCUUACCUUUUUGAUUACUAAAAUCAAGUUUCAGAUGACAUUUCUACAUUCUUAAAGUUGAUUUCUUUCAUACUUGUUCCCAUAUUUUUUACAAGGUUAAAACGUCUUCAUCUGCUGUCUAUUACACAAAGGCAUUUAACAUUGGUAUGAAACAGGUGGAAUGUCAAUGUUAAAACAAUCCUUGUUAGUUUUCUUUCAAGAACAUAACAGUUCACAAGUUUUUGUAGCACUUUUGUACUAGUUAAUCAAUUUGAUUCCUGCCAUCGAAUUGAAAAUCUUAAAACGUGAAGCACUUUCAGCGGAAUAACUCACACUUGUGGAUUGUGCCAAUUUGUGCUUUUUGUUCUUCUGAGAACCAUGGGCCUUGAAGCUGUGAAUUAUAAUCCCACCACAGAGAUCCAUGGUUCUUUCUGUUUGGUCCUCCAGUGUUAAACAGAUUUAGAUCAAAGUAUAUUAACAUCAAUGCUGCAACACUAUGUAUAAAAAUGUACUCCUAAGGCUGAUAUUGGAUUAUAAAAGGGAAAUGAUUACUGUAAUAACAAAAGUAACACAUGCAAUAACAUUCAAUAGAAGUAGGCCUGUCAUAAAGAUACAUGUAGAAGUUGUAACAGAAAAGAAAUAGGCUUGGUGGGAAUUUAUGUGCAAAGAAAGUUUUAAUAAAGGUUAUCUAUGUAAA